Molecule: messenger RNA, 1116 nt
Organism: Amoebophrya sp. A120
Lineage: Eukaryota; Dinophyceae; Syndiniales; Amoebophryaceae
Source: the annotation of a GenBank genome assembly
AUGGCGCAGCCGACCGCACGGCCGCCAUCGUGGUGGAAGCACGACGUUCCAAAUUUGGGUUGUGACGCAGACGUGAUAUCGGACGAAUCCUGGAGAUGUUUUCAAGUUGGCGAGCCAACCUCACUUGAUGAGGAUGCUUGCCCCGCCGACGAUGCGGCGUACCUGUGGCUGAACAAAGGAUCAUUGGUGCAAGAUUACCAGACCGGGGUGCCGCGCCCUUCUGUUGCCGGCUUCUUGACGAAAAACCCCAAGGCCACGGGAGCGUGCAUACUGCUGCCGGGGCGUGGGGUCACCGAAUCAGUGUAUGGCUCCUGGUCAGACUGGGCGAAGAAUUCUGCGUGGUUGCAGUGCGGAGAUGCAGGGGUGCCGACCACUGUGGCGAACUUCGACACCACUCGUCUGGACGCGGCCGCGGAAGUCGCCACGCAUGUGAGUGUGAAGUGGGAAGCGCACAAUUCACCGCCCGAGUUGACGCCGUACAUCUGCAAGCAGGAGUGGAAGGACAAAAAAUGCGACGACGUGGAUGAACAAGUUUGUACUUCCCAGGGUUCUUCAAGUAAUAGUGCGCAGGAGGCUCCGCGGUGCGACGUCAAGCCCUCUCCUGAGCUCGCGCGCAAACAUGAAGUCGGUAGCGCACUUGACCAGAAGGGGAAAGUCCCGCAGGCGGUAAAGGAUAUGGUAAACGACAGAGGAAGCGAGUAUGAAAAAGCGCACGUGCCAGACCUCCGCGAAUUGGAAGGUAUCGAAAGAGUAGAUCACCUUUGGAUUCAGUCGACCGAAAAGGCAGACGUUGUUAUGCAAUCUGCUGCGCGGGCUACUGGUGCGACGACGUCGGGCUGUUUCGCGCUGCCCCCAAAAAGUUCCACGUUGUUGCCGAGCGACGAGGAGAAGGACCCAGCGCAACUAUGGUGGAGCUGGUUGAAGCAGUCGUCGGAACGGGUGACGCCGUAUUUGUGGGGGUGUCAGUACACGCAUCAGCUCCGCUGGGGAUGGAGUUACAUCGAUAAUAGUACUCAAGCGGCUCUUGAUUGGUGCACACCAGGGAAAAUAGAUUGCGAGGGUUUGUGCACAGACCCUGAGUGUCGGUUCUCGUAUGUGGAAAACCCAUUCGCGUAA